Neoarthrinium moseri is the source of this 1218-nucleotide messenger RNA. RefSeq lists its product as uncharacterized. The record is from RefSeq and is a predicted model, not a curated record. The transcript has 4 exons. Gene Ontology annotation, molecular function: dioxygenase activity. NCBI's taxonomy places the organism in Eukaryota, Fungi, Ascomycota, Sordariomycetes, Amphisphaeriales, Apiosporaceae. The coding region runs from base 1 to 1218 and encodes 405 amino acids.
AUGGGAGCUCAAUCAGAAUCACCAACGCCAAUGGGCAACAUCCUGUCAUCCAUGGCCGCCCAGGCUGAUAAGGCCCUGCAAGAUAAGGAGCUGUCGAUGGACUUGCCAAUCGUGGACGUGGACGUCUUCCGGACCAAGCCUCGCGACUCACCCGAGGUGCUUGCCGAGUGCAAAAAAGCCGCAAACGCGCUUAUCACAUACGGUGCGUUGGUGUUGCACGACUCGCGUGUUUCGGAGGACGACAACACGACAUUCCUGGAUCUGUUGGAAGACUACUUUGCUCAGCCUGAAGAGGACCUAAAGAAGGAUGAACGCCCGGAGCUCGGGUACCAGAUCGGUGUGACGCUAGAGAACACCGAGAAGCCGAAGUGCGCGGUCGAUGAACCUUGCCUGCAGGUUAUUGAGCGCCUAGCUCCCUCAGAGCGACCACUGGAUAUCAAAGCACACGCACCAGACCCCAAGUGCAGGUUCUUCUGGCGGAUGGUGGAGAAGCCUCCGUAUGAGACCGAGUUCCCAGGUCUCAAUGCCCCCAACAUUGUUCCCGACGCGGAGCAAAUCCAUGACCGGUGGGAGUCUGUUAUGGACAAGUGGGGAAACACUUUGAAGAAUGCUGUAUCAGACAUUUCCGGUAUGGCUGCGAUUGGCCUGGGCUUGCCUGCCGAGGCAUUUGUUGAGGCCGGAAAAUAUGGUCCUCACCUUCUGGCACCGACGGCGUCGAACCUCAACAGAUAUGGCAAGAAGGACAGCAUCCUCGCUGGUUUCCACACAGAUCUCAACUUUUUGACCAUCCACGGUCGUUCACGCUAUCCAGGCCUCCACAUCUGGGCACGAAACACGGGAAAACGCAUCCCUGUAAAGAUCCCGCCGGGGAAGCACUUGUUGGUGCAAGCCGGUAAACAGCUUGAGCAUCUCACCGGUGGCCUGAUCAAGGCUGGGUAUCAUGAGGUUGUUGUUAACGAGGCAACCAUUGGCGUUAUCGAGCGCCGCAAGAAGGAGUUACCUGACCGUCCUCUCGUGCGCAUAUCGUCAACCUUCUUCUACCACCUGUCAUCAGAUUAUCUCUUGUCUCCGAAUGAGAUCCUAGCUGAGCAGGCCCGCAAGAUACGCGAAGAGCAGUACAAGCUAGGCAGGGACGAAGGCGAAGAAGUUGAAUAUCCAUCCAUGAAGGUCGGUCAACAGGUUCAGAAUGAACUGAAGCACAUUGCAUUGAUGGCGUAG